This is a messenger RNA of Salmo salar (Atlantic salmon), 1023 nucleotides long. NCBI's taxonomy places the organism in Eukaryota, Metazoa, Chordata, Actinopteri, Salmoniformes, Salmonidae. The record is from RefSeq and is a predicted model, not a curated record.
UUCCACGGCAAGUGUUAUAUCUCCAUGGCUGGUUGGUAGGAUUGAGAACAGGAACAUCCACCAAGUCAUCCAGGAGCAUCCCACCAACUCCAUUCUCCAGGGAAGGGGGAGACCCCUUCUGAGAGGGAUUGCUGCAGAGUACCAGCCAGUCGACUGUGGGGAGCAGACACUUCCACCAGGCUAGAGCGGUGUCCGGCUAUUGGGGUAGAAGAGAAAGAAAAAGUAGGUGGGUGUGGAUUCCCCAGCUACCUGUUUGCUAAGAGUACCCAUUUCGCCCCUGUAGUCCUCUGCAAGCAAACAGUUGCAGUAUACAUCAUGUGAAAUCCAUUCGACAUUGUGUAGAACCAGUUUAGAAUAAUGUAAACAUGUUGGUUACUAACCAGUGUUAGGCAUUUUUACUCCUCAAUGAUUCCUUAAUGAAUCACUAGAUGUCCACCAUCUCCCCUCUCCCCAGGUGAAGAAAGUGAACCUAUCCAAGGACGAGUCCCUGACUAUCCUUGGCUAUGGAGGGACGGGACCAGAACUCUUAGCCAAUGAGACCCUGAUGCGUGAGGGUCAGGUGAUUCGAAGCUCAACCAAUCAGGUGCAGAUUUACUACCGCAGUCUCCGGCAGACUGAUCAUGGUGUGUUCAGCCUACACUAUCAAGCCUUCCUCCUCUCCUGCUUGUUCCCUCUUUCUCCUGAGGGAGGGGGUGUGACAGUAACGGACAUCCACCCCGGAGGCCAGGCCCACUUCCACUGUGACCCUGGCUUCCAGGUCAGGGGCCACGAGGUAGCCAACUGCUUGAACAUGACUCAACCCCAUUGGAGCUCUCCUGAACCUCAGUGUGUGGCUGUGUCAUGUGGAGGGUGGAUCCGAAAUGCGACCGUGGGUAGAAUCUUCUCGCCGCCUCCUCCAUCUACGAGUAACCAUAGCAACAGCAAUAAUCUGAGCUGCCAUUGGCUACUGGAGGCCAAGGAGGGACACAGGCUUCACCUCCACUUUGAGAGGGUUGCGCUGGACGAGGACAAUGAUAAGUAAGU